Messenger RNA from Kwoniella shivajii, 399 nucleotides. RefSeq lists its product as uncharacterized. The transcript has 5 exons. The record is from RefSeq and is a predicted model, not a curated record. NCBI's taxonomy places the organism in Eukaryota, Fungi, Basidiomycota, Tremellomycetes, Tremellales, Cryptococcaceae. Bases 1 to 399 code for a protein of 132 amino acids.
AUGGCUACCAACACCGCUAUCAUCUGGUCUCCCGAAGCAUCUCAAGAACAAUUCAUCGUUUACAUUGACGACGCUGCCGAAUACGAACAAUGGAAACAACAACCCGAAGGCGGUAAGGAUAUCGCUCUUUCUCGAUUUGUCGGUACCUUUUCAGUUUUCAAGACCGCUACCGGAGUAGGUCACACCGGUACACUUGGAGAAGUAUCUAAACAAGAACUGCAAAACACUUUGUUCGGUGGUGACAAAAACAAGCACGUCGAAGACGCUAUCGUUCUCAUCUUGACCGAAGGUAAACCCCAUAAAGGUGAUCUUUCCCAUUCAUUCAAACUCACCAAGAACCCCGGACGAGGUGCAGGUGAAGUAAAAGGUAUCGGUGCUCAACAAGGUCCUCACCGAUAA